Messenger RNA from Anoplopoma fimbria (sablefish), 970 nucleotides. Its product is annotated as transmembrane protein 185A. The record is from RefSeq and is a predicted model, not a curated record. NCBI's taxonomy places the organism in Eukaryota, Metazoa, Chordata, Actinopteri, Perciformes, Anoplopomatidae. The annotation marks the transcript as partial. The transcript is spliced from 6 exons.
GUCACUUCCAGCGAGCAGGAAGGAAAAAAGAACCAAAACAAAAAAAACACGCGAAGUUCUGUAAUGAAAACGAACCAAACAGCUAAACUAGCACCUGAUUUAACCAUGUGGAGCACUCACGUCUGGCGGUGAACGAGCUACUGAACCGGCCCCGUCUGCACCAUGAAUCUAAGAGGACUCUUCCAGGACUUCAACCCCAGUAAGUUCCUGAUCUACUCCUGUCUGCUGCUCUUCUCCGUGCUGCUGUCCUUGAGGCUGGAUGGAGUCAUCCAGUGGAGCUACUGGGCUGUGUUCACCCCGAUAUGGCUGUGGAAGCUGUUGGUCAUCAUCGGGGCCUCUGUCGGCACUGGAGUCUGGGCGCACAACCCCCAGUACAGGGCUGAAGGGGAGACAUGUGUGGAGUUCAAAGCCAUGCUGAUCGCAGUGGGGCUCCACGUCCUGUUGCUGAUGUUCGAGGUGUUGGUGUGCGACCGUGUGGAGAGAGGAAACUACUACUGGCUCCUCGUCUUCAUGCCGCUCUUCUUCGUGUCGCCCGUCUCUGUAGCAGCAUGCGUCUGGGGGUUCAGACACGACCGCUCCCUCGAGCUGGAGGUGUUGUGUUCAGUUAACAUUCUCCAGUUCAUCUUCAUCGCUCUGAGGCUGGACAAGAUCAUCCACUGGCCGUGGCUGGUGGUGUGUGUCCCGCUGUGGAUCCUGAUGUCCUUCCUGUGCCUUGUUGUUCUCUACUACAUCAUCUGGUCUGUCCUCUUCCUCCGCUCCAUCGACAUCAUCGCCGAGCAACGGCGGACCCACAUCACCAUGGCAAUCAGUUGGAUGACCAUUGUCGUACCCCUUCUCACCUUUGAGAUCCUCUUGGUGCACAAGCUGGACGGCCACAACAGUCUGAGCUACGUGUGUGUGUUCGUCCCGCUCUGGCUCUCUCUGCUCACACUCAUGGCCACCACGUUUGGCCAGAAGGGGGGAAACCACU